GGAAUCAUCGAGGGUUGAUUAGGCAGUAAUCUACAUUGUAGAGACUUUCAUGGCGAGGAAAUUAACAUCUUAGACACCAGCCCACAGGCUAUUGUACGUUUCAAAUCAUUCCUCUUCUACAAGUCCGUAUGCUUGUGCACUGCUCUUGCGUUUUGUGAUUGAAGAGCCGGUUCUAGAAGCAGUUCUUGUCUUCUUUGGACCCAUUUUUCCUGAUUUUGCGGCACACGGCUGGCCUUAGCCAUCUGCUUUCAUUUUACGUGGCUUCCUGGAAGUGGUCCAUGUAGUUUGGACAUUAAAUGAUCCACCAAGUCUAUGCAGGAGCUGCAACUGAUUGAUGAAAUUAGCGGGAAAUUGAGGAAAGUGAAAAUUUAAUCGUGGUCUUGUGUCUGGUUAGCCACUGUGUUUCUUGUUGAUGAUCAUUACCUUCCUGAGAGAAAAUAGACGUCAGUCUGCACCUUGGAAGGCAUUGCGUGUUCCCCCAAGUUCAAUUGCCUGGCUAUCUAAGACCUAUAGCACCAUGCGAGAAGAUAACAGUUUUUCCUGCGUACACUCUUCUGGAUGCGGUAGUGACUUAAUCCAGAAACCUGCUCCCACAUGUGACGACGACAAAUGCUCUUGCAGAAAUGUGGAGUCCACCCCGGAAAUAGAAAAGAAGUAUGUUCACCGUGUUUAUGAUGCUAUAGCUCCUCAUUUCAGUUCCACUCGAUUCGCUAAGUGGCCAAAGGUCGCCACCUUUCUGAAAACUCUGCCUCCAAGAUCGCUCAUCUUGGAUGCAGGUUGUGGAAAUGGGAAGUACUUGGGCUUGAAUCCGGAUUGCUAUUUCAUUGGAUGUGAUAUAAGUGCUCCGCUGAUCAAAAUAUGUGCAGAUAGAGAUCAUGAGGUUCUGGUUGCCGAUGCUGUCAAUCUUCCUUACAGAACUGGUUUCGGGGAUGCUGCAAUCUCAAUAGCCGUAUUGCAUCACUUGAGUACGGAGAAUAGGAGGAAAAGAGCAAUUGAAGAGUUAGUUCGUGUCGUGAAAAAGGGCGGGCUGGUCCUGAUAACCGUGUGGGCUGUAGAACAGGAAGAUAGAUCAUUGCUUACCAAGUGGACUCCUCUAGCACCAAAAUAUGUAGAAGAAUGGGUAGGACCAGGAAGUCCCCGAGUUCGCAGCCCUUCGUCUUUGAUGUUGGAAAGCAUCCCAGAGACAGAUGACAGUUCAGCAGAGAGCAUGAGGGAAGUUAGAGUUAAUAUAGCCGCGAAGCCAGAGAAGACUCAGACUUUAAAUCAUCAUGGAGAAGAUGACGCAACGGCAUUGAGACAAGAAAAGAAUAUCCAGGAUCAACAGGAAUACUUUGUACCUUGGCACUUACCCUAUCAUCGUGCUGAAAUCAGUGGAGCUUCCAUGACUGCUCUUGCAAGUGGCUUGGCAAAAAAGGACGAUAAAAAGGGUGCCGUAGUGUAUAAUAGAUAUUACCAUGUCUUUGGUGAGGGGGAGCUUGAGAGGUUGGUAUCUGGCAUGGACAACAUCAUAGUUGUUGAUCGUUUUUAUGACAAAUCAAACUGGUGUAUUAUUCUUGAGAAGACAUGCUGACACAAUCAGGUGUGGAGAGCAUGGAUCUUUUGCGGUCGCAGCUGGUAGAUUCUUAUGCUAAUGCCAAGCCCUGCAAGUUAUAUGGUCGACCUCAAUAUAUGUUUUGACUACGAAUUUUCAGAGAAUCAUUCAUUCUCAUCAAUGACUGGACAAGGGUAUGAUUGAGGCUGAGUUUUCACUCUUUGGCCAAAAUUUUGUGAAUUUUCACUCAGUAUAGAUUUCUGGAAUGUAAUGGUCGGAAAUGCCAAGAUGGCGUUAAGCAACCGAUCACUAUGGUCUGCAACUCACUGCCGUCAUGAUGUGCUUAUCUGUUCUAUAUCGGCCAUUUUGAUUCUUUGUA
Rhodamnia argentea is the source of this 1910-nucleotide messenger RNA. Its product is annotated as tRNA (carboxymethyluridine(34)-5-O)-methyltransferase. The transcript is spliced from 3 exons. NCBI's taxonomy places the organism in Eukaryota, Viridiplantae, Streptophyta, Magnoliopsida, Myrtales, Myrtaceae. Gene Ontology annotation, molecular function: S-adenosylmethionine-dependent methyltransferase activity; tRNA binding. Bases 413 to 1570 code for a protein of 385 amino acids. Gene Ontology annotation, cellular component: nucleus; cytoplasm. The record is from RefSeq and is a predicted model, not a curated record. Gene Ontology annotation, biological process: tRNA wobble uridine modification.